Molecule: messenger RNA, 715 nt
Organism: Drosophila biarmipes
Lineage: Eukaryota; Metazoa; Arthropoda; Insecta; Diptera; Drosophilidae
Product: programmed cell death protein 6
Exons: 3
Coding region: 100-636 (178 amino acids)
Molecular function (GO): calcium ion binding
Source: RefSeq, a predicted model, not a curated record
UCGAUAAUUGAUGUUAUCAUUAAUUUUUUCCACCUAUAGUUGUGUAGCCUUUCACCAUUUAAGCCUGUAACGUAAAUUAAUAAUUUCAAGUCAACAACAAUGGCCUAUAGCAAUGGCGGAAUGCCAGAUCAACAAUUUCUUUGGGAUGUUUUUCAAAGAGUUGACAAAGACAGGAGCGGCCAUAUAUCUGCUGAUGAGCUACAGGUGGCCCUCUCAAAUGGUACAUGGUCUGCAUUUAAUCCCGAAACGAUCCGUUUGAUGAUAGGAAUGUUUGAUCGCGAAAGUACGGGUACCGUAUCCUUUCAAGAUUUCGGAGCGCUAUGGAAAUAUGUUACUGAUUGGCAGAAUUGCUUUAGAUCAUUUGAUCGUGACAGUUCGGGAAACAUAGACAAAACUGAGCUUAAAACGGCACUGACAUCAUUCGGUUAUCGUUUAUCCGAUCAAUUAAUUGAAGUUUUGCUUCGCAAGUUUGAUCGCUUUGGACAUGGUACAAUUCUUUUUGAUGAUUUUAUUCAAUGUUGUAUUGUGCUGUAUACAUUAACAACUGCAUUCCGGCAGCACGACACUGAUAUGGAUGGAAUCAUAACCAUACAUUAUGAACAAUUUUUAAGCAUGGUUUUUUCUUUAAAAAUUUAAAGCCAAGCAAAACAAAUACAAAUAACAAAUAUAAUGUACUUUUACUACACUAUUGAAAUAUACUUUUAUUAAACAACAA